AUGAUCCCUUCGCGGAGUUCGUCCUCCAGCACAUUCCGGCCCGCCACACAAGAUUUGGACACGGCAUCCGUACGUCCGCGGGCUCGUCGCCUCCUCAGCACCCAAGACGACGCGGGGUCGUCUUCCGCUCUCCCCAGCGCCAGUCGUACGCCCAGCCGAGGUGCCACACCAAUUCCAUCUACACAAGUUGGUUCGGUCACAGGGAGGAACAAUUCCGGGACUGAAGUUGUCCGCUCUGUCGUUCGAGGCAAGACCCCGGGCGUCGGCCGUGGAUUGCUUGAUAGUUCGUGGACGCCGAGCUGGGCUUCAGUACAGGAGUUGGCGUCUUCGCUGCUAGGAAGCGGAGCGUCGGGAUUUGGCGGUGAGGCGAAUCGGCCACGCAGUAGGGAUGGAAGCGGGAGAGUACGACCCACGACCACCCGGCAAGCCAGUUAUCGAGAUGAUGGGAUGGAUGGUAGCUGGGGUCCGACACCAACAGCCGAAGGAAGGCCGCGUGCAGAUGACGUUGCUGCAGGAUCGCUCGCGAAAAGGGCAGCCGCAUUGAAGGUUAUGCGGACUGCAAGCGUGCUUGAGAGCCAUGAUGGCGUUAACGGAGGGCUGGACGUGGCAGGCAGGUUCAAGAAACGGAGCUCAGACGAGGACCUCAGGCGGACGGCGCAGACGCAGGAGGCGGAAGAGUACUUGGCCUAUAUUCACCACGUCCAAGCUACGGACACGUACGCAGGUAUCGUUCUGAAGUACAGAUGCCGGGAGGACAGCUUCCGAAGGGCCAACGGGCUAUGGUCGCGGGAUAAUAUCCAAGUACGGAAGUGGUUGGCAAUACCGGUAGAGGCGUGCGAGGUCAAGGGCCGCCCUUGCGCCCCUCCUACGAACCCGUCAUCGAGGGUUGAUCUCCUUUCCUCGCAGACGCCGGAUGCAACAGACCCCUUUGGCCAGGAAAACCAAGCAACGCGAAGUGAAUACUUUCCCAACUUCAGAAAGGACCACGGACCGGAUCAGACGAGACCAGGCGAUGAUGACAGACCAUGGGCUCACGUGAGAUGGGUGGCUAUAGACUCUCACCCAUACCCGGUUGAAGUGGCGAGAGUACCGCGCAAAGCACUCGGUUACUUCCCGCCACGCAGGAAGAAAAGCAUACGCACUACAUCGACGCUGUCCACCCCGCGCGCCUCCACCGAGCUACCAAGCGUUACCGUCUCCGAGUCAGCCAUCGAAAGUCCGCGAAGCACCUCCUCGCGACGACCAAGCCUCCUUUCGAACCGUGGUACACACACCAGCUCCGCACCGCGAACCCGCCUCAGCAGUGCCGGCAGCGGCACCGAUGACCCUCGCCCAGCAUGGAUGCGCCGGCCAGGCGGCGUCGGCUCGCUCGGCAGACAUGUCCGAGCCCCCGGUCCGGAGACAGACUAUUUCAACACGUGGACCAACAAGCACCUGCCCGGGCUGAACAUCGACUCUCUCCCGUCCAUGUCUGUCAUGGGGUCGGAGAGCGCCAGUUUCGGCUUCACCAACCCAGACGAGCAUGUCGCCAUCGUCGAAAGCCCCUUUGAAGAGGGGCGUGAUGCCGCCUCCACCAGCCGGCAAGGCACCGGGCUGGACAAGGCUGCCGCUGCGAUCGAGACGUGGCUACGGGGUGCUUUUGAGCGCGCCAGACAGGGCCCGCUUACCCCUGUGAUCGGCCCGCGGGGAAGGCCUCCUGGCGGUGGCGGUGGCGGUGGCGGUGGCGUGCCCGAGUUGGGUGGGGAUCUCAUUGAGUUGACGGAUACGGGGAGCGACGAUGGGCGGCAUGAUUCGUCGAUGUGGGAUACUGGAGGUUUGCUUAGCGCCCUUUCGGCGCCCGCAUCCGGCCGCGCGAGCAAAGAUUACACAAAUGCCGCAAAUACGAUGCCGAUCUGCAUUGAGUGCCGACACCCGGUCAAGACGCUCUGGCGCGAGGGUGGAGGCGACAAGUCAGGCGGGCACAAUAUCCGGCUGACAGUGUGCAAGAACUGCGGGCGCUUCUGCGACAAAUAUGUCGAGCAUGACUUCGUUGUCUUGUUCAUCGACCUCGUUCUGAUCAAGCCGCAGGUGUAUAGGCAUUUGCUGCACAAUACCUUAAUGAAGGAUGAAGAUGAGUUCGCACCCUCCAUCAUCCGCCUUGGCAUCCUCCUCCUGCUUUUCGACGUCUACCUCACUUGGGCACGCAUCGAGCGCCGGGCGGUCCCCGACACCGAUCCCUCCGGUACGGAUAACAGUAACUUUGGCCGGCUCGCGCAGCAGCCGAUAGUCUUCCAAUACGUGUUCUUCCUACUCUUCUGCACUCUCUCGACCAUAGCCUUCCACGGUUCCAUCCGCUUCCUCACCUCGUCCCGCUACUCGCCGCUCGCGGUGCUCGGCAUCCUCCCGCGCUAUCCUAGACCCAACUCCGUCUCCACUGCGCUGCUCGUGUCGUCCUCCACCAAGCUGUUCCCCAUCCUGAUGGUCAUAUGGGAGUACGACGUGCCUGCCGCCGCACGGUCAUUGGGAUGGGCAGUUGUGGCGAACAACGUCGAGGCCCUCAAGAUUCUGCUGGAUUGUGGGUACGGGGUGGCUACGCUGCUGGCGACUGCUGGGGCCGUCAGUCGUUGGGCGAUGGGAAGAGCGGUCCUCUGGGCCGCGGGGCUGGGAGGAGUGGACUCGGCUGGAGAUACGGGAGUCGCAGAGGACGGAAGGGCGUUUGUUGCUAUGUUAAUUUAUAUUAGGGAGUGGGCCGGUAGGUUGGCUGUUGGUUAG
Molecule: messenger RNA, 2751 nt
Organism: Chaetomium strumarium
Lineage: Eukaryota; Fungi; Ascomycota; Sordariomycetes; Sordariales; Chaetomiaceae
Product: Arv1-like family-domain-containing protein
Exons: 5
Coding region: 1-2751 (916 amino acids)
Biological process (GO): sphingolipid metabolic process; regulation of plasma membrane sterol distribution; intracellular sterol transport
Cellular component (GO): cortical endoplasmic reticulum; Golgi apparatus
Source: RefSeq, a predicted model, not a curated record